Messenger RNA from Pseudo-nitzschia multistriata, 6858 nucleotides. NCBI's taxonomy places the organism in Eukaryota, Bacillariophyta, Bacillariophyceae, Bacillariales, Bacillariaceae. The record is from the annotation of a GenBank genome assembly.
CCGAUUCAAUCGGUGACACAAGAGUUGGUGUGAAUCUUACUCUCCUCGCAGCACCGAUGCAAAAGUAACUUUGAAUCGAUAAAUUGAUUAAGGGUGAGAUGAUUCGUUGUUGACCAUGGUUGUGUCCUCGGAAACGUUGAGCGCCAUAUUCGUCUCGCUGUUUCAUUGAUAUCAGUAUUCACGGUACCGUCGUCGAGAGCGGAGAGCUUCACUAGAGUCGUGUAGGAUCUCCGUUGAUCUCGUACUGUCUGUCUGCCCCCUCUGAAGUGAUGUGUGUUGCUGAAUGCGCACAGGAGAAGCAUGAACAAAAAAUUCAUCUUUUCCGCCUCUUUUUCGUGUUGAGUCCGAGGUUGAGGACAGCGAAAUCUAAAACGUUGAGCACCAUACUCGUUCUGUAUCUGUCUUAGUGAUUUGGUACAAUUAAGGUGCUUCUACAGCUGGACUGAAUGUUUGUUGCAGCACACUUUAUUGCUGUAUUGGCCACUUCGCUUCAUUAUAUCAACGAAUUCUGCUCCUCGCCCACAUCCCACCAGCAAGACACCAUGUUCAUUACUUUGAACAAUGGAAAUUGCAAGAAACAGCAAACUGACCGUCUUUUCAAAUUUUCAAUUUAAUUUUUUGACUAUAGUCUAUUGCGGUCUGCUUGCUGAUAUUUUACGUGAAGAGGAUAUCCGGAGAGUCGAAAACAACAAUAGCUACGGUGGGCUGCCCUUUGGAUUGAAUUUGCAGAGCUUCGGUUGGUUGAGAGACGAGGAAGGAGAAUCCGUUGCUCCUCUGACUAACUGUUGACGACGACAGGCUUUGAAUCAGAAAAUUGUAGACAUAUCGAUCGUUUUCAUUGUAGUAACAUCUGAGAGAAAUAAGUAAAUAUAGUCUCUCAUGCAGACGCCACAAGCGCCUCCGCCUCAGAUGGCACCUGCGCCCCAGGCAGCACCGCAGCAACCGAUGAUGCCUGCAGCUCCGGUUGCUGCACCGAUUCCGAUGCAGCAUACCCAAUAUGCACCGCAACAGCAAAAUAAUGUACAAGGGACAACAUUUCAGCCCCAACAGCAGCAACAGCAGCAACAGCAACGAUAUGUUGGUGCUCCUGGCACCCAGGUGGGAGCCAUGCCACAGCAGCAGCAGCCGGUCACUCAGCAGGUCGCUGCUCCAGUCGCUCAGCCGCAGCGGCAACAGACCACGCAAAUAUAUCCUCAUCAAGGCCUAAAUGGUGGUUGGCAGAGCGAUCAGGAUUACAAUGAACGGAGGAAGAUGAUUGCUAAAAUGUAAGUGUUUUAGAUCGGAAUUUACAAGAAUUGGCGGACGUGAUUCAAACAGUCAAAUAUCACAGCUUCAUCUAUGCUGUUUUUCUCCUAAUCAGCAAAGUGUGUGGUAUAGUUUUCUCACCAUUUGUUUUUUCUUGUCUUGUUUCUAUCUUGGUUCGGAAAUUGAUGUCUUUGUUUUAUGCUCAUGAAUACAAUAAAAUAGAGUACAUUUGUUGAAAUUAAGAAAACCAAAUGCACCACCGGAUUGGUUGAAGAAGUUACCACAGAUGGCUAAACGUCUAGAGGAAUCAUUGUAUCGGUCCGCAAAGUCGUUUGAAGAGUACAAUGACGCAUCGACUCUUAAACAACGCCUUCAACAGUUAGCUCAUAAUAUUGGUAUGAAAACAAGAAAAAUUCAACAAGCGCAAAUGCAAGCUCGAGCUCAGCAGCAACAACAGCAGCAGCAGCAGCAGCAACAACAACCACAGCAGAUGGGACAGCAGGGGGUGCAAUAUCGAACCGUUCCACAACAAUCUCAACAGCAGGGUAUACAACAGCAACCAAUAGCGCCGUUGCAGCAGCAACAGCAAGCUCCCCUCCAACAAAUUCAGCAGGCCCCAAUGGUACAAGGACAGCACCAGCCCAUGCAACAGCCACCGCCAGUUCAGCAGCCACAAGGAAGCAAUAGCCGAAUUGUAAAUGUUGCAGAAAUAAAUCCUAUCAUGAGUCAGCCUACGGUCAAGACUACCCAUGCCCCAGUACAGCCAGCACCAAUGCACUACCAACCAGCGCAACCCCAGGCUCCUGUAGCGGCACCGCAACCAGUGUCAGCUCCCGUUCAGGGGCAAGCUCAGACACAAAACGGAAGUGGAAAUCGUCAAGUAUCGGACCGACAGCAGGUAUUGCGCCAUCAACAACAACGCUUGUUGCUCCUUAGGCAUGCUGCCAAAUGUCAGCACGACGAUGGACGAUGUCCAGUGACACCACACUGUGCAGGUAUGAAGCGCUUGUGGAAACACAUCGCGGAGUGUAAGGACCAAAAAUGUUUGGUUCCUCAUUGUGUGAGUUCACGGUACGUUUUGAGUCACUAUCAUCGAUGUAAGGACGUCCGAUGUCCUGUAUGUGGUCCUGUAAGAGAAGCAAUCCAUCGAAGUCAUGAAAAGCAAAAGCAAAUGCAGGCUUUGAAACAGCGACAUCAACAAGCAGUUCAACAGAACCAAAGUGAAGGCGCACCUGUUGGAGCGCCGGUGGGGGUGCCUCCAGCACAAGUUCAACACGUUGUACAGGCUCCUUCAUCUGUCCAGGGAGUUGCGCCUCCUCCACAGCAGCAACCAUUGCAAUAUCCACCUCAGCCCACCGCUCCAAAGAGCACUAUGGCUGCAGAACCACCCAACAAGAGACAACGCAUUGGAGUUCCCAUGCAGUAUCAACAGCAACCUGUUGCACCGGCUCCAGGACAACCAAUUGCACCACGAAAUAUGUAUCAACCAGGAUCAGUCCCUGUAACGUCUUCUACCACAUCGCUUCCUCCACAACCUAUGUCAAUACAGCCUCCUGCAGUUUCAAGCUUUGCACCGAAGCAGCAACCGAUGGCUCCGCAACCUGGUGUACCUAAUGCACCCGUUCCAAUUGCAAAGCCUGCUGCGCCCCCUAAAUUUGCAAACGGUCAAGUGAUUACACCGAAGUUUACAGGCCCCAAGCCACAAGAAGACCAUACUCUGAUCAAUUGCUUUUCAGUUGAACAGAUUGAAACACAUAUUGCGUCUUUGAAUAAAGGCCUGCAACUUCCUCCUGCAAAAUUGAAGGCCAGCUGCCUGGAUGUGCUCAAAAACCUGCAGAGCCACCAACAUGGUUGGGUGUUUAAUAGUCCCGUUGAUCCUGUGGAGCUAGGUCUUCCUGACUACUUUGAAGUCAUCAAACAGCCAAUGGAUCUUGGAACAAUUAGGAAGAAGCUCGAGAAUGGCUGUUAUCAUUCGUUAGAUGACUUUCAUAACCACGUUCAAAUUACGUUUGAUAACGCCAUGCUGUAUAAUCCCGAAGGGUCAGUUGUAUACAACAUGGCGAAUGAAAUGAAAACCAAGUUCAUACAAGAUUUUGAAAACUUGAUGAAGCAACUGAAUGCAGAGGAGGAUGCGAAGAGAAGAAACGGAGAAGCAUGUUCAUUGUGCGGAUGCGAAAAAUUGUUAUUCGAACCUCCAGUUUUUUACUGCAAUGGUCACAAUUGUCCUUCGAAACGUAUUCGACGGAAUAGCUAUUAUUAUGUUGGUGGCAAUAAUCAAUACCAUUGGUGCCACCAGUGCUUCGGUGAUCUGAAAGAUGGCCAAUUACUCGAACUAGCGGAUGCAUCGAUCCGAAAGGAGCAACUUAUUAAGAAAAAGAACGAUGAAACUCACGAAGAAAGUUGGGUUCAAUGUGAUCGUUGUGAGCGAUGGGUUCAUCAGAUUUGUGCUCUAUUCAACACUCGUCAAAACAAAGAUCAGCGGUCUGAAUUUGCUUGUCCACGAUGUACGAUCGAAGAGCGCAGGAAGACUGGGAGGCUCGAGGCGACUUCUUCAACUCCUAUGGCCGAAGAUCUCCAACGUACUAAGCUAUCCGAAUUUAUCGAGUCUCAUGUCCGUGGAAAGAUGGCCGAUCAUCUUAAAGGACUUGCGGAAGAGAAGGUACAAAAGGACGGUGUAUCGAUCGAAGAAGCCAAAGCUUCUGUUACAAUGKGCGGAGAAAUCACAAUUCGUCAAGUUACUUCGAUGGAUCGUAAACUCGAAGUACGGGAACGUAUGAAGAAGCGAUAUGCUUUCAAGAAGUAUCCCGACGAAUUUACUUAUCGAUGCAAAUGUUUUGUUGUGUUUCAAAAUCUUGAUGGUGUUGACGUCAUUCUCUUUGGACUCUACGUCUACGAACAUGACGAGAAGAAUCCCUCACCAAACGACCGAACUGUAUAUGUAUCGUAUCUUGACAGUGUCCAUUAUAUGAGACCGAGGUCCAUGAGAACAUUUAUUUACCACGAGAUUCUUAUAUCAUACCUUGAUUAUGUUCGACGUCGUGGAUUUUCUACUGCACAUAUUUGGGCUUGUCCCCCGCUGAAAGGCGAUGAUUACAUUUUGUACGCCAAACCAGAAGACCAGAAAACGCCAAAGGACGAUCGGCUUCGUCAGUGGUAUAUUGAUAUGCUCGUUGAUUGUCAAAAGCGUGGAAUUGUUGGGAAGCUGACAAACAUGUACGACCUGUACUUCUCAAAUAGAGAAAAUGACGCUACCAUUGUCCCUUACAUGGAGGGCGACUACUUCCCAGCUGAAGUAGAGAAUAUCAUUAAGGAUAUAGAAGAAGGAAAGGUUGGCAAAAAGAAGUCUAGUGGAAAAGAGGGAAAGAAAAAGAAAGGGGAUAAAAAGCAAAAAAGAAAGAGCGGCAGAGGUGGAACGCGAUCAAGUGGAAUUGAUGAAGAUGCUCUCAAAGCCAGCGGUGUUCAGUUCCCUGGCGACGAUCAAAGGAGUCUUGAAGAGGGUGGUCGAGACUAUGUUAUGGUAAAGCUUGGUGAAACUAUUCAACCGAUGAAAGAAAGUUUCAUUGUCGCAUUUUUGGCCUGGAAGGGUGCCAGAAAGGAGGAUAUGGUUGUACCUAAAGCUAUUCAGGAGUACAGAGAAAAACAUAACGUAGUAGUAGAAGAUGGACCUGAUGAGGAGUAUCAAAACAUGAGAGAGGAGAAAGAGAGGGAGAUUGCACAGAAAAAAGAAAAAUCGUCGGAUGUCAAGAGUGGCGCAACUGAGGACGGACAAUCUAAGGAUGUUGUUAUGAAAGACAGCGUUGCCGAAAAUGUUAAUGAUGGUGCGACUCGUGUUGAGAAGUCUGCAGAGUGCAAGAUAAAGGAGGCAGUAAAGGACGAUGAUAACGUUUCCAAAGAUAAAAGUAAACCAGAAAAUGAAAAAUCCAAGGAGUCGGAGAAGUCGGAAGAAGACGUCCAAGAAAAGAAUGCGGACAACGCUAAAGGUGGAGCAACAGCUGUCGUCGAAUCCAAUGUCGCAAGGGCUGGUGCAGAAGCUGAUAUCAAAUCUGAUGGUCUAAAUGAAACCUCAAAAGAGGGAACAAAAGACAAAAACGCCGAGAACAUAGAAUCCACAUCUCAAACUCAACAGCCAUCCGAGAAGGAGUCGCAAGUUAAGUCUGAGGCCACUACAGAUAAUAGUUCGAUCAAAAUUGAAGAGAAAAAAGACGACGGAGACGGAAGCAAGCCAAACCAAAUGGAAGUGGACUCAACGUCAAAGAGUACAGAAGGAAAAGAUGCUCUGUCUUCUGCCAAACUGGCGACUACUCAAAACGGUGCAGGCGCAACGGCAACGGCAGUUCCGACUACCAGUGCUGGAGUUGAGAAGGUGGAAGCAACGAAGUCCUUAUCAAUGCAGGAAAGAUCUGGAAAAUUUGCAGCUAUGGCUAAGAAACGGGGGUUUUCUGGAGAGGAAAAGAGCGAUACAGGUGAUAAGGAUAAAAAGGAAAAAUCGAAGGCGAAGGGGAAAGAAGCAGAAGCUGCACCUGUUAUUUAUGUUUUGGACAGCAAGGGGAGAAGAGUUAAGGUUAUUGAUGACGAUGCGGAAGAAAUGGAUUGCGAGUUUCUUAAUAAUCGUCAAGCAUUUUUAAACCUUUGCCAAGGAAAUCACUAUCAGUUUGAUCAUCUAAGGCGGGCGAAACAUUCUUCAAUGAUGGUCCUGUGGCAUUUACACAAUCGAGAUGCUCCCAAGUUUGUCCAGCAAUGUACGACGUGCUCAAGAGAAAUUCUUUCCGGCUAUCGCUUCCAUUGUGCUGUUUGUGCUGAUUUCGAUCAAUGUAAGGAAUGCAUAAACAAUCCAAAUAUACCAAGGCAUCCGCACCAACUCACACGGAUUGCUGUGUCGGGACAACAAACCGAGUUGACAGAAGCGCAACGCAAAGAGCGUCAACGUAGCAUUCAGCUUCAUAUGACUCUAUUGCAGCACGCUGCAACUUGCAAAAACCCAAAGUGUCCUUCCGCGAACUGUACGAAGAUGAAGGGUCUUUUGAAACAUGGUGCUCAAUGUACAAUCAAGGCUACUGGUGGCUGCAACGUGUGUAAAAGGAUAUGGGCUCUUCUUCAAAUACAUGCCCGCCAGUGUAAAGCAACGCAAUGUCCUGUUCCAAACUGCAUGGCAAUCAGAGAAAGGGUACGCCAGUUGAAGAAGCAGCAACAAGCCAUGGAUGACCGCCGUCGUCAAGAAAUGAACAGAGCAUACAGAGGCGCGAGAUAAUUCGAGAUUUCAAUACUGCACUGGUUGGCGUUGAGAUAGUUACGUUAAAACGAACCACGUCUUUUCCUGGAAGCGAGCGCAUGGAAUCGAUCACCACCAUGAAAACGAGACGUCAAAGUCAUGUCAAAAUAUAUAGUCCGAAGGCAAGCGUUCGAGACAAAACUGUAAUAGUCUUUUUGAAUCUUGUGCAAAUGUCUCGACUGAUGAUUUUUAUUGAAGUAUUUGGUCUCUAGCAAGUAGAUCGACGUGGGCAACCAAAGAAGCAAAAUAUAGACGUCCUUAAUUUUAAUGGAUUGCAUUCAUUCUCAGAUCUCGUGAAAAAGUGUAGGGCAGUCGAUCUUCAGCAAUAAACUAUGAAUAAAAGU